Molecule: messenger RNA, 1497 nt
Organism: Exophiala bonariae
Lineage: Eukaryota; Fungi; Ascomycota; Eurotiomycetes; Chaetothyriales; Herpotrichiellaceae
Exons: 5
Coding region: 1-1497 (498 amino acids)
Biological process (GO): transmembrane transport
Cellular component (GO): membrane
Molecular function (GO): transmembrane transporter activity
Source: RefSeq, a predicted model, not a curated record
AUGGCUAUCCAUCAACGGGGAACGGAGGCCUUGUCAGUCGAGAAAGAUCGCAAAGAUCUGGAUCUCACCGAGCAGGCCGAAAUAGUUCCUAAUGAGUAUCUCCACCUGUACCCUUUACUGGUAGACAAGGCUCCGGAAGAUCUCAAGAAGAUCGAGAAGAAGCUCCUCUUCAAGCUCGACUACAUCUUUUUGCCGGUCGUCACACUGAUGCUGUUGAUGGGAUAUCUUGAUCGAAUCAAUGUCGCCAAUGCUCGCUUGGCAGGCAUGCAGGAUGACCUACACAUGUCUGACACGAUGUGGUCGGCGGGAAUCUCGCUCUUCUAUGUCGGAUACAUCAUUUCACAGCUUCCGGCCACUGUUUAUCUCGCCAAGGGCUUACCACGGAACCAGAUGCCUUGCUAUGUCCUCGCCUGGUCAGCUGUCACUGCCUGCAUGGCUGCUAUGAGCUCCGGCUGGUCUUUCUUGCUCUGCCGAUUCCUCGUUGGAGUCGCAGAAGGACCAUUCCUCCCCAUGGUUAGUUUGAUGACAUCUUCGUGGUAUACGAAAGAAGAAGCGCCCCUGAGAAUGGCUAUCUGGCAUGCCGGCAACAUCGCCUCCAAUAUCUUCUCUGGUCUUCUGGCUGCUGGCAUCCUUCACAACAUGGAGGGUGUCGCCAAUCUCCGCAGCUGGCAGUGGUUUGUCAUCUUGGAAGGCAUAAUUGGUAUCUUCGUCGGUAUUGUAGCAUUCUGGUGUCUACCCAAUUUUCCACACAAUACUCCUACCAGCUUUUUGACCCCUGAGGAGUCCGAGAUGGCACAACAUCGUAUGCUGGUGUCUUUUGGUGGCCGGUCGGAAGAUGACGAGGGCGGUGCCUGGGAGGGUGUAGUCCUUGCCUGCAAAGACCCAUUUACCUGGAUCUUCGCGGUGUUGCAUUUCGGAUUGAUUGUCGCCCUUUCUUUCAAAGAUUUCUUCCCAUCGAUCGUCAAGACACUGGGCUAUUCCAAUCUCAUGACUUAUCUUAUACAAGCACCACCGUACCUCUUUGCGUACAUUGCCACCGUGCUCAUCUCUUGGUCGUCUGGAAGAUUUGGCGAGCACUGCUGGCACAUCAUAGGGAGUACAAUUGGUUGUAUGGUCGGCGUGAUCAUCAUGAUUUCGACCCUCAAUCCCGGUGCUCGCUAUUUCGGCAUGUUCCUCAUGUGCUCCGGCCCUUUUGUCGGCUUGAAUAUUCACAUUCCCUGGGAGACCACCAAUGUCGCACGACCCCGUACCAAGCGAGGCGCGUUGGUCGCCAUCACCAAUUGCAUAGCUUCGGUGUCUCACUGGUUCACACCUUAUCUCUUUCUGCGCUCUCAAGAGCCUCGCUACACCAACGGUGGUAUUUUGAUUCUCGCUGGCUGCAUUACUGGCAUUAUAGGGUGCCUGGUUUGCAGUUGGUAUGUCCGACGUCUGAACAAGAAAUUGGACGAGCACGAGGUUGCGAACAGUUUGCCGAAGGGGUGGCGCUACGUCGAGUAG